Molecule: messenger RNA, 1215 nt
Organism: Lolium perenne
Lineage: Eukaryota; Viridiplantae; Streptophyta; Magnoliopsida; Poales; Poaceae
Molecular function (GO): protein binding
Source: RefSeq, a predicted model, not a curated record
AUGGAAGAAAACGCCGACGAGAUCAUCGGCCUCGCAACCGCCUGCGACAGGCGGGCACGCUCCGUGGCCGCACGAGACGCCGGUGGCUGGUCAGGGCUCCCCAUGGACGUCCUCUACCAAGUCAUCUGCCGCCUCCCACCUCCCCUUAACGGCCGCUUCAACCUCAGCCUCGCCGCCGUCUGCCGCCACUGGCACGCCGCCGUGCGGCUAUUGCUACCCAGCGCUCUGCCCAAGCUGUGUCUGGCGGUCCCAGACGGGAUCUUCUUCACCUUCCAGCCCAAAUACCCUGGCUUGAAGUUGAGGACCCAUAUUAACAAUCCCAACUGUCGCUCCUACCGUGGUGCGACCGACAGCCAGCUUCUCCUUGCGACCAACACUUGGGGCGUGUACUGCCCGGUGAACCCUUUCACCGGGACGGAGAGGCUGCUCCCCAUCCCGUCCAUCCACCAGGGGAUCAUCGACGAGGAAGGCUACUUGCGCGAGGAGAUGCCCUUGCGGAAACUGGUGGUCUGCCCUCACAGCGGGCUCGUUGCUGCCAUCCUCGGCCAUGAGUAUUCCGCCAAGGUUGCGCUCUUUGCGCCAGAGUCGGCGGCAUGGUCGUGGUCGGUCGGCACGUGCGACCCAUGGCGCUCGUACGCUGACAUGGUCUUCUUUGAUGGGAAGCUCUACGCGCUUACCCACGACGAGGACCUCCUCGCAUUGGAGGUCAGCUACGACGAGAUCGGUCAGCCAAGGAUCUCUAGCGUUGAGCGCGUCAUUGAAGGGGAUGACGGCGUCUUAAAGGGGUACACUUGGACGCGCUACCUUGUCAUGAGACCAUGCGGCGACGGUUUGCUCAUGGUGCGCCGGAUAUUGCUGGAAUUCUUCGCGACCACAUCAGAGUUUUCAGUGUUCGAGGCAGACCUCCCGUCGUCACGAUGGGUCGAGGUAGACACCCUAGGCGGUGAUGAGGCGCUCUUCGUCAGCAAACUGUCCUCUAGGGCGGUGCGUGCAAGCAGGCAUGGAUUAGGCGGCGAUCAGAUCUUCUUCCUUGACGAUUCCGCUAGAAUGCAACGCCCCAGGGUACUUUCUGCAGGUUCUACCGCCGAUGCAUUCGCCAACGUGUAUGACAUGAAGGACAGGAGAGUUAGCGAGGUUCUGGAGGUGCAACCGUACAGGGAUGGCACAUUGCUUGCGACAUGGCUAUUCUGGGAGGACGCUGAUGUCGAGGAGUGA